GUUUGUCAAAAUCGAUUUAGUUUACAAAUUGAUGGUAUAUUUUUCCUUUAUAGAUAAUAAAUUUCCUUUUUUACUAUAUCAGUUAUUGUGAUCUAUAUCCCUUCAGGCAAUAUGACUUUGUUAGAUUGAAAUUUGGCUGGGGUAAGAUAAAUCUAAUGAAGACAAAAUAUGGAAGUUCAAAAUGAGAAGGUUGAAAACAAAAGCCAGCAUCCCCUUGCCAGUGCAGGAUUCUUCUCCAAGCUAUUUUUCUUGUACACAUUCAAUUCGUUGAAGAAAACCUUCGAUCCAAAGAAGCCCUAUCUUCCUCUAUUAAAUGAUCGAAGUGAACUCUUAGGAGAUCGGUUAGAGAGAUCAUGGAACAAGCAGUCUAAAACCACAGGAAAAAAAAAGAAAAAAUAUGCACUAUUCAAAAGUAUACUGGAUGCCUUCCGGUGCGAAAUUUUAACUAUAGUUGUUAUAGCUACAAUAGAGGUGGUGCUACGUAUAGCAGAACCCGUUUGUCUCGGAUUUAUAUUAAGCUAUUUCCAACCACAUUCCACCAUGUCAAAGCAGGAAGUACUGUUGUGGACCAUAGGAAUGUUAGCUGCGAAUGGACUCAGAGUUAUCGCCUAUUCUCAGCAGAGAUACCAAACUUUGCAUACCUCCAUGAAAAUCAGAGUUUCCUGCAGCAACCUGAUAUACAGAAAGGUACUUAGGCUGAGAAGCACAACUUUACAGAAAGAUGGAGGUGGUAAAAUAGUGACCUUGAUCUCGAAUGACCUCAGUCGAUUCGAUAUGAGAACUGAACUCAUCAAUUACGUCUAUACAACACCAAUUGUAGUGGUUGCAGUGACUAUCAUCGUAUACCAACAGUUUGGUGUUUCUGGGCUUGUUGGUGUUGGAUUCAUAUUCUUGGUCAGUUUGAUCCAAGCCUUCUUUGCACACUAUACAUCUUUGUUCCAACUCCUUGCCUCUAAUCUAACAGAUGAAAGAUUGAGCUUGAUGCAUUCUCUUCUUAGUGGUAUCCAGGUAAUGAAGAUGUACGCUUGGGAAAAGCCUUUCGCUCAGUUGAUUGAAAAGGUGAGGACCAAAGAACUGGACGUCAUUGGGAAAUCUUUUUUGGUCAAAGCAGUUUACGAAUCGGUCUACACUUUCAUAGUACCAAUCAGUAUUUUCUUAGCUCUCUACGUAGUGAUUGAAGAGCACAGAAAGAUCACAGUGGUGAUGGUUUUCCUCCUUCUUAUAUACUACACCCUUCUUAAUUACAUAAUCUCAAUUUUCUUCACCCUCGGUAUCGCCAAGUUGUUUGAACUCUGGAUAGUGUUGAGCAGAGUGAACAACUUUUUGUUAAUGAAGGAACGUGAGGUUGAGAACUCAGCAGGCUCGGAGGAUCCAGAUGAAGUGUUCGUCCAACUGGAUAAUGUGUCAGCUGCUUGGGAUGAAGUCAAAGUAAAAGAAGAUGAAGAUACGACCACCAGUUCAGAAGAUUUAUCAGAGAAAACUUCACUUCUGCCUUCGAAAAAUAAAUCAGGAAAUACUGAGCGCAAAUCUGCUUAUUAUAGAGAAGCUGUAUGUUUGAAAAGUACUAAUUCUUUAAGAGGAAUCUCCUUGAGAGUUGAAUCCAACCAGUUUAUAGGCAUUAUAGGUGAAGUAGGAAGUGGUAAAAGUUCAUUACUCCAAGUAAUUUUAGGGGAGCUUUUGGUUUCCUCUGGCAAUAAGAAAAUUGGUGGAAAAAUAUCAUAUGCACCACAAACAGCAUGGACCUUCGCUUCAACCAUCCGACAAAACAUCUUAUUCGGCUUGGACUAUGAUAAUGAACGAUACAAGGAAGUGUUGAGGGUUUGCGGUUUGGAGCAAGAUCUAAAGCUUUUCCUGAAUGGAGAUUUGACAGUAAUUGGGGAUAGAGGAGCAUCUUUGAGCGGAGGCCAGAAGGCUAGAAUAAAUUUAGCUCGAGCUAUAUACAGAGACGCUGACAUCUAUCUGCUAGAUGAUCCAUUGUCAGCUGUGGAUGUUCGAGUGGCGAACCAUUUAUUCAAUGAAUGCAUCAUGAGCUUUCUCAAAACGAAGUGCAAGAUUCUGGUAACUCAUCACGUGAGCCAGUUACGCCAGGCUGAUAAUAUUAUAGCGAUGAAAAAAGGUGUUAUAGAGAAGCAGGGAUCCUAUGAAGAUAUGAUAAGAGUAGGAGCAAUACUUGAUGACUCGGAACCCUUGGAAGAGACUAAUAUAGAAAUGGAUUCAUUCAAAGACAAUUUUUCGUUCUUCAAAGAUAGAGAAGAAAAUCUCAACACAAGUAUGUCAACCUCUACCUCAUUCUCCAGUUCAAUUUUAGACUCUACGGAAACAGAAGCAGGCACAACUCGAUUCGAUCAGAGCUAUACAGAAAAAUCCCAAAAAAUUUUGCAUAACAGCAGAAAGAAGGGUCUAUUAUUUUUCAAAUAUAUAUUGGCAGGAGGCAAUGUAUUCUUGUUAUUAUGUACCACGCUUCUUUUCGUGCUCAAUCAGGUACUGAUAAGCGGAAUCAGUUAUUAUCUGGGUGUCUGGACCUCAAUCGAAGAAAUUAGAGAUCGACUUUCAUAUCUGGGCCCUGCCUUAUUGCGUUUGUUAUUCGGUUUGCACCUCAAAAUGUUCUACGAAGAUUGGUUUGGUUAUUUAGUAAUCGCACUUUGUAUAGCCGCCAUAUUGAAGGCUUGUUUAUACGCAAAGUUGGUGAAGUCAAAUUCGAAAAAACUCCACGAUACAAUGUUGGAAAAAGUAACAGGAACAAGUUUAAGAUUUUUCGAUAUUACCAGUAGUGGUAGAAUCUUGAAUAGGUUCUCCCGUGAUAUUGGUAUUAUAGAUGAACCAUUACCCAGGUCCAUCAUGGAGGCGACCCAAAUUUUACUGAUGUCUAUUGGUUCCUUCGUGCUCUUAGUACUCGUUGAUUUCGACUUUAUAAUUCCUACAGCCAUUCUAAACAUAAUUUUUGUAGGAUUGCUAAUUAUUUUCUCAAGGUUGACCAAGAAAAUCAAGAGAGUAGAAAGUAGAAUGGUUGGUCCAAUACUAUCUCACGUAAAUAACUCUGCUCAAGGAAUCACUACCAUCAAAGCUCUAUCUGCAGAAAGUGUCUUAAUCAAAGAAUUCGAGAACCAUCAAGACAAUUACACAAGUAGCUGGUUUUUGUAUGGAACUUCAUCGAUUGCCUUAUCUUUUUACAUCGAUUUAUCUUGUUUCCUUUUUCUUCUUUACAUAGCCUUCGUUCUGGUAUUUUACGCCGACAGUUUGCAUAUCAGUGGUGGCUUCGUUGGCGUGGCUCUCACUCAAGCUAUGAGCCUAACAGGUGUUAUUCAGUAUGGACUUCGUCAAACUUUGGAAGCUAACAAUCAGUUAAUAGCGGUGGAGAGAGUUUCACGUUACAACAAUCUGGAUAAGGAAGAAGAACCAUUUCUUUACGUGGAGCUCCCACCAGAUUGGCCGGCUGAAGGGAAAAUUGUCUUCGAAAAGGUCGGUCUGAGAUAUGAUCCACUACUUCCUUUAUCAUUGAGGAACUUGAGUUUCCUCAUCCAACCAAUGGAAAAAGUUGGUAUCGUAGGAAGAACUGGAGCAGGGAAAUCCUCAAUAAUGGCUGCUCUCUUCAGACUAACACUUGUCGAAGGAAGAAUCGAGAUAGACGGUUUCGACACCAGAGAUAUCUCGUUAAAACUUUUGAGAUCCAAGAUAUCUGUGAUUCCCCAAGAUCCAAUCCUUUUCGCUGGUACCUUAAGGUUCAACUUGGAUCCGUUCGAAGAACACAACGAUUCUACGUUGCACAAGGCUAUACAGGAUGUGGAUUUGAAAGAUGCCUCUGGACAGUACUACAGUUUGAAUUACCAGGUGAUGGAGAGAGGAUCCAACUGUAGCGUUGGACAGAGACAGCUCAUCUGCCUGGCAAGAGCACUCAUUAGGAACAAUAAAAUACUGCUGAUGGAUGAGGCGACUGCUAACGUUGAUCCUGGAACCGACACAUUGAUCCAGAAAACUAUCAGGAAGCAAUUCUCCCUGUGCACUGUAAUCACAGUGGCGCACCGUCUGAAUACUGUAAUGGAUUCCGAUAGGGUGAUAGUCAUGGAUUCUGGUCAGAUAAUAGAGUUCGAUCAUCCACACUUGCUCCUCCAGAAUCCCACUGGGACUUUCUACAGGAUGAUCCAUGAAACAGGAAAUUCUGAAUCUGAAAGGCUUAAGAAAGCAGCGUUCGAUAGUUACAUUGGAUGGAAAAAGUGAAUCCAAAAUGGAAAUUUUGUAUUUGUUCUAGGUACAAAUAAGGUUCUAAAGUGUAAACAUUCAAACUAUGUCUGAAUAUUGUCUGAUAUAUGAUUGUAUAAUAAUAUAUGAUCUCAAGUAUAAAUAGUGUUAUCUUAA
Molecule: messenger RNA, 4353 nt
Organism: Harmonia axyridis
Lineage: Eukaryota; Metazoa; Arthropoda; Insecta; Coleoptera; Coccinellidae
Product: probable multidrug resistance-associated protein lethal(2)03659
Exons: 17
Coding region: 169-4215 (1348 amino acids)
Biological process (GO): transmembrane transport
Cellular component (GO): membrane
Molecular function (GO): ATP binding; ABC-type transporter activity; ATP hydrolysis activity
Source: RefSeq, a predicted model, not a curated record